This is a messenger RNA of Didymodactylos carnosus, 1477 nucleotides long. The record is from the annotation of a GenBank genome assembly. NCBI's taxonomy places the organism in Eukaryota, Metazoa, Rotifera, Eurotatoria, Philodinida, Philodinidae.
AAUAAGCAUCGUUCCUCGUUACUGGAGGGUAAAGGAUUUCUUACUGUAUAUCAAUUACCAUUACCUCUACUAACGAGGAACGAUGCUUAUUAGUUUUAUGUCAAUUAUCGUUACCGUUAGUAACGGGAAACGAUAGUAACGGUAACUGGUAACUGUCACAGCCCUAAUUCGGAACGAUAUAUGCUUAGAUAAGAAAAGAUGUCCAUAUCCCCUCUAUAUUAGGGUUAUUUAUCCUGAAAGUUCUGCCAAAAAAUAAAUUUCGCUUAAUCCGCCCAUUAGGCUAAUAAAUAUUUCACCGCUUUAUAUUAGAAAUGCUCUGUGACGUUGUUGUAGUCCAAGUUAGAAUCCUAUUAUUUAGGAUAAUUUAAGAUCUUGUAUCGAGCCGUUGUAAGAUUUGUGUAGUUUAUCCCAAUAUUCUAUUCUUUCUAUACUAGCGCCAGACGAUACUAUUAACGCCAAAGUUGAUGAAUUUAUCAAAGUCGAGAUGGAAAAACAGAAGAUUCCUGGCGCUUCGCUUGCCAUUAUUCGAGACGGGAAGAUUAUCCAUGGUAGAGGUUAUGGCUAUUCGAAUAUUGAACAUCAAGUACCUGUAAAGGCUGAAACAAUUUUUCAAUCUGGCUCAGUCGGCAAACAAUUUACUUCAAUGGCUGUAAUGAUGCUCGUUGAACAAGGAAAAAUUGAAUUAGACGAUAAAAUUAACAACUAUUUCAGGGAUGCACCUAUCAAAUGGAACAAUAUCACUAUCCGAAAUCUUUUGACGCAUACUUCUGGAAUGACUGACUAUCCUGAAGAUUUUAAUUAUCGUGCCGAUUAUACCGAAGAUGAUAUUUACAGACAAAUCAGAACCAUUCCGCUUGCAUUUCAGCCAGGCGAACAAUGGGCGUAUAGUAACCUUGGAUAUGUUAUACUAGGAAUUUUAAUUAACCGUGUGGCAAAUCAGUUUUACGGCGAUUUUCUUAAAGAAUAUAUUUUUAAUCCUCUCACAAUGACAACCGCACAAGUUAUUAAUGAACACGACAUCAUUCCGAAUCGUGCUGCUGGAUACGUUCUCGUCAAUGAUGAACUCAAAAAUCAGGAGUGGGUUUCACCAACACUUAACACUAUGGCGGACGGAAGUUUGUAUCUGACCAUUAAUGAUAUGGCUAAAUGGGAUGCGGCGCUUUACGGCGAUAAACUACUUAAAAAACAGGCAAGUUUCGAUGUAAUGUGGAGUCCUGUUAAGUUAAACAAUAACAUAACGCAUCCAUACGGUUUCGGUUGGAGGUUGGGAGAGGCGGUGAAUGGAAUGCGCAUUAUUGAACAUGGUGGGUCGUGGCAGGGCUUCCAGUCAAUGAUUAUUCGCGUUCCAGAUGAUAAACUAUCGAUCGUUUUUUUUGCUAAUUUGAAUGAUCGAAACGUCUACCAGCUUGCCAGACACGUAUUGGAAAUUUACAACCCGGAACUUACUGGCAAACCGAUCGAGGAUAGAACUCAAUAA